Molecule: messenger RNA, 4352 nt
Organism: Vicugna pacos (alpaca)
Lineage: Eukaryota; Metazoa; Chordata; Mammalia; Artiodactyla; Camelidae
Gene: STAC
Product: SH3 and cysteine rich domain
Biological process (GO): skeletal muscle contraction; positive regulation of voltage-gated calcium channel activity; positive regulation of protein localization to plasma membrane
Molecular function (GO): transmembrane transporter binding
Source: RefSeq, a predicted model, not a curated record
GGGCGCCUCGGCGCCUGGGCGAGGAUGGGAGUCCCCGGCAUCCGGAGCUGAGCCAGCCGGCGCGGCGGGGAAGGCGCGCCAAGGAAGGCGAGCCGAGGAAGGCGAGCCUCGCUGUUCCUCCGGGAGCCUAACACCGUUCCCGCGCCGCCACGAUGAUCCCUCCGAGCGGCGCCCGUGAGGAUGGCGUGGACGGGCUGCCCAAGGAGGCGGCGAGCGCCGAGCAGCCGCCCUCUCCUGCAUCCACCAGCAGCCAGGAAUCCAAGCUCCAGAAACUAAAACGAUCGCUCUCCUUCAAGACCAAGAGUUUACGGAGCAAAAGUGCUGACAACUUCUUCCAGGGAACCAACAGUGACGGGAAGCUGCAGGCAGACCCGCUGGCUGAGGUCAGCCCCGGCUCCAGCCCUCUCCCGGUCCCCGGAAGCCUCACGUCCACACCCACCAGGGCUAGCCUCUACCCAGGCGGCGGCGGCAAGGCCCACGCCUUCCAGGAACACAUCUUCAAGAAGCCCACUUUCUGUGACGUCUGCAACCACAUGAUCGUAGGAACGAACGCUAAACACGGGCUGCGCUGCAAGGCCUGUAAGAUGAGCAUCCACCACAAGUGUGUGGACGGCCUGGCACCCCAGCAGUGCAUGGGCAAGCUGCCAAAGGGGUUUCGGCGUUACUACAGCUCCCCCUUGCUCAUUCAUGAACAGUUUGGAUGCAUUAAAGAAGUUAUGCCCAUUGCCUGUGGCAAUAAGGUGGACCCUGUGUACGAGACCCUCCGCUUCGGCACCUCCCUGGCCCAGAGGACAAAGAAGGGCAGCUCCGGCAGUGGCUCUGAUUCGCCUCACAGAACCUCUACUUCAGAUCUCGUGGAGGUUCCUGAAGAAGCUGACAGGCCAGGAGGCGGAUACGACCUACGGAAACGCAGCAACAGCGUGUUCACGUACCCAGAAAAUGGCACUGACGAUUUCAGAGACCAAGCAAAGAACAUAAACCACCAGGGACCUCUUUGCAAAGACCCGUUACAGAUGAACACCUAUGUUGCCUUGUACAAAUUUAUCCCACAAGAGAAUGAAGAUUUGGAGAUGAGGCCAGGAGACAUUAUUACUCUUCUCGAGGACUCCAAUGAAGACUGGUGGAAAGGGAAAAUUCAAGACAGGAUUGGCUUCUUUCCAGCCAACUUUGUUCAGAGAGUACAACAAAAUGAGAAGAUUUUUAGAUGUGUUAGAACCUUCACUGGGUGUAAGGAACAGGGGCAGAUAACACUGAAAGAGAAUCAGAUCUGUGUGACUUCGGAAGAAGAACAGGACGGCUUCAUCAGAGUCCUCAGUGGAAAGAAGAGAGGCCUCGUCCCCCUCGACGUUCUAGAAAACAUCUGACUGCCGGCCCCUCCUCCUCUGGCCGGCGGCGAGCCCCGCUGUGACGCCUCAUCUCACGCUGUGUUAACCCAGAGGAGCUGCCGCGCUGACCGGCCACCCAGGAAACAGUGAGACCAGACUCAAGGCUCUGAGACUGCGGGGUAACAGCCACAUGGCAGAGGGCCCAUCGCAAGCACGUCCAAGGCUGCCCAAGGUGGGGCUGAGGCUGAGAGAGUCGGCCCGAGUGCUGUCCUAGGGGGCAGUAACCACCGCCGCGCAUAGGACUCAGCUCCGUCCCUGGCCGUGUGGUGUGACAGCCAGCCCGCCCGAGUGUGCUCCAGUCUGCGGGGUGGCCCCAGUGUGAGGCUCAGACCCACGCAGCCAACUGAGAUUCUGGUUCCAGAUCUCUGUCCCCAAUACUGGCCAAUCAGCAUCCUCACAUCUGAGACCCCAAGCAGUCUUUCUGCAGAACAUCAGGAAGCCCUGCUCCCUAGCCCCCAACAUUCCAGGGCUCCCCACAGACCCCCUCACAUUGCCAUCGUGCCAUCUCUUCUGUCCCUGAGUAUGUCCUGGCGGUGAGCGUUCCGUGUGAGGGCUAGGCUGACAUGGCGCCGGCUGCACAGACCUGAUCUGCCCCCAGGUUGCCGUAGGCGGCCCCUCCUGCCACUCUGGUUACCGACAGGGCUGGCAGAGCAGGAUGCAGUGGGCAGAGAAGGGGCACGGAGGGGCAGAAAGCCCUUACUUACUGAUGAUCAGAAGCCCUUUCAGUCAUGAAGUCCUUUCCCCAAGGAGAUGGGGUUGGGGAAGACAGUGUGGCAAAACAUCUCCAUGGUGAGCGUGAGCCUCCUGUUACGUCCUCUGUAUCAGGGGUAGCAGUUUUCCCUUCUGCCAUCCUGUAGGGCCCCCCUCUUUAGACGCUGAGCCCACCUUGCGGGGAGCCAGAAAGAGCAUCUUAGAAAAGCAGCCAAAUGGGAAACUGUUCUCAUGAAGAGCAGAAUAUUAUGCCCCAGCAGAUGCAAAAUGGGAAAGAGUCUUUGACGCUUCAUCCCUCUGAAGGCAAGAGACUUGGCGCCUGUUUAGCAUCGAGGGGAACCUCUGUGGCUCAGUAUUUGUAUUGAUGUUUACAAGAAUGCAAUCUACUGUGAUGCCUUCCUCCCCAGACCUCCUCCCAGCAUUCCAACUUGCAUCCUAUUAGUCAUUAAUACGGUUAAACUUCGAUUCACAAAGACCUGCAGUGUCCCUUUGGUUUAUUUUGUUACAGAGCAAUAAAAUCAUUGGAACCGUUGGUUUUUAAAAGACUUAAUUGGAUACAUCCCAGGCAGUAAGCAUUAUCUCCCAAACCAAAGCAUAGUUAGUCUCCACUGAUUUCUUUUGUUACUGCUCAGCGUGAAGCCCAGGCAGGAUGGCUGCUGGUUUCUAGCAGUUGGGAUGCCUUACUCUCAGUUUAAAAGCCAGCAUCCAGAAUUUCCUCGCUCUCUGAUACAUGAAAAACAGAGUCAAGAUGGACUCUUUGAGAGCCAGGGUGGAUAAUAUGACUGCCAUUCCAUAACAUGGUACGCCGCAAUACAGACGUGCUUUGCCUCUAAGUCAGUAUUCCAUUUAAUAAAGACAACACCAUGGCUGGAAGGAGCAUAGAAAACAUGUGUCCUGAUCUCUUCUUUCUGGUAGAACAUCCACAGAAACUUUUGCGUACAGUUGUGUUGCAUCGUAUGCAAAUUUAAUUUGCAUUUUAAAAAAAAAAGCAGUUUGCCUUUUUAAGUUGAACAGAAGGAGGCUACAGUAGCUAGCCUCCAAGGUGGUCCCCCAGUGAGCCCUGCCGCCUGAUAUUCCUGCCUUUGUGCAGCCAUUCCCACGUUGAGUCAGGGCUGGUCUUAUGUCACCAACAGGAUACAGCAGAGUGAUAGUGCAUGACAUCCGUGCUGGGUCACAAAGCCCCUGAAGCCUCUGCCUUGAUCCCUUGGAACACUCACCCUUAGGAGCCCUGAGCCACCAUGUAAGUUUACCCACUGUGAGCCCACAGUGCUAGAGAGACCGAGCAAGACCACAUGUUACUGCAGCUGAGCGCAACCCAGACAUCACAGAGCAGCAGUCAUCCUGCUGAGCCCUGCCCCAAGGGAAAGAUUUAUGAGCACGAUAAAUAUGGGUUUUUUAAGUCAUUAAGUUUGGGAGUGAUCUGUUACACAAAAAUAGGUAACUGGAACAGGAACUCUGUAAUUUGAGCCAAUGUUAGAAAGGAGAAAAAAUACUUUCUGCACAAGGUGAACCAUAAGGUUUUGCACAUAUCAAGUACUGGCAGGCGGUUAACCCUCCAAAUGCAAGAUGUCUAGUGUUCCUUAAAGAUCUGGAGUCAUCCAGAUAUCAGAGAGAAAGUAAGAGAUUCCUCAUAACCCAGAUCGCCAUGGAUGCUUACACACACACACACACACUCUCCCGUCAAGAGGAAGAGGCCAGCAUCUGGUUAUGUACUGAAAGUAGCCAGCUGGGUAGCACAUAGUAGGAGCUUAUUACAGGUUUGCUAUUAAAAGGAGAAAAAUAAAAUCAGUGGGAAGAUCACACACACAUAAAUACCCCGGUGCCAAGUAUUGCUAAAAGGCAAAAAAAAAAAAAAAAAAAAAAGGCACUACAGAAAUCCGAAAGCUGGUCCAGAUCAUUGGCUGCUCCAAGGACAAGGGAGCCAGGGAGGAAACUUACUGUCAGCCCCAGCCCAGAGCCAGGCCCGUGCAGCUGUGAAAAAAGCGUGAUGUGCAUAAACAGAAACUUGAGAUAUAAAUAAGUUGAUUUAGAACCUGCAGAACAUUUAUUAGCAUUGGCUAGUUCAUUCCAAGGAACGCAGUUGGGAAAAUUCGGUAGAGAAUUCUUAUAUAAUAUUGGGUCCACCUAACAGCCCCAGUGCUCCCUAAUAGUCCCUUUCUUCCUACAACUCACUGACAUACUUGUGUAGUACUGAAAAGGACACACAAGCAUUGUAAAAACUAAAGGCUGAAAGCCAGCCUACUCUGGAAUCUGAGU